AUGUCUAAAUAUGUUAAGGCUGCCCAGCAGUCAUUUCAGAUGACAAAGAAUCGCAAGGUUCCGCACAGGAACUACUUUUUACAUUUUUCAAAAUAUAACUCCAUCCCUAAACCAUUGACUGAGAAAAAACAACCUAGAAAAGUCGAUUUGGCAAAAUGUUUGAAUAUGCAAGUAGGAGAUUUGGUUCAGGUAUUACAUGGUCAGGAUAAAGAUCGCCAGGGUGUAAUCUUAAAGAUAUUCCAUAAAAAGAACCAAGUUAUUGUUGAAAAUUGUAACAUGCGUGAAACCUUUUGGAAUCCUGUAUUCGAUGGUAAAAAGCCAACACUUAUCACACAAGAAAUGCCCAUUCAUGUGACCAACAUUUCCUUAGUAGACCCAGUCAUGAAAAAACCUACAAUAGUUAAAAGGAGAUAUAUGAUGAACGGAGAAUGUGUAAGGAUCUGUAAACUCUCAGGGUCUUCACUUCCAGAACCCGUUAAAGUUACAUGGAGACAGUACAGAAGGCCGCCAAAACGACAAGCUCCGUUUAAGGAUAUUUAUGUUCACAAAGAUUAUGAAAAUUUUAACCUUUUGACCAAAUUCGCAAAUUUUAUAAGGGAGAAGAAGGUGGUGGGAAUAUUGAGUGACAAGAAGCUUUGA
This is a messenger RNA of Theileria annulata, 639 nucleotides long. RefSeq names its product 50S ribosomal protein l24, putative. Lineage: Eukaryota; Apicomplexa; Aconoidasida; Piroplasmida; Theileriidae. The coding region runs from base 1 to 639 and encodes 212 amino acids. The transcript is spliced from 5 exons. Gene Ontology annotation, molecular function: structural constituent of ribosome; RNA binding. Gene Ontology annotation, cellular component: ribosome; mitochondrion. The record is from RefSeq and is a predicted model, not a curated record. Gene Ontology annotation, biological process: translation.